ACGUUCACCAAGCGGAAAUUUGGCCUGAUGAAGAAGGCCUAUGAGUUGAGCGUCCUCUGUGACUGCGAAAUUGCCCUCAUCAUCUUCAACAGCACCAACCGCCUCUUCCAGUAUGCCAGCACCGACAUGGACAAGGUCCUCCUCAAGUACACCGAGUACAGUGAGCCCCACGAGAGCCGGACCAAUGCCGACAUACUGGAGACUCUAAAGCGGAAGGGUUUAGGCCUAGAUGGCACAGAAAUGGACCUAGAGGAGGUUUUGGACCCAUCUGGGAAACCCAGGAGGCUUGGCGAUGGCAUGGAUCUCACGUUGGCACGACCAAAGCUUUGUUCGACGGCUUCCAUUUCCAGCCUCGAUGGGCCACCGAUGGGAACCCCCUCCUCUGGAAGCGAGGGGAGGGGAGGCAGCAGCGGUGCUGAGUCCCCUCUUCCAUUGGGUCGUUUCCAGACAUCGAAGCCCAUUCUCCCCAAACAACAUGGCAUCGUUUCUGGGCUGUCUCCUGGAACAGGAAUUGGAUACCCAGUUUUCUCCCAUGGCAACCUCAGCCGCACCCUGGCAAGCAAGACUCCUCCACUGUACCUGGCAGCUGACCAUUGCCGGACAGAAGGGCACCUAACCAGUGGCAGGAAUAACCUGACAUCAGCGCGCUCACUGUAUCCUGGCCUCCCGAAUCCUGUGUUGCCCCCAGGAAGCACCACUCUCCCUGGACAUGGACUGCCAGCCUUUCAUUUCCCCUCUUCCAGCCAGUCAGAGUUCACCUCCAACGAGAGGAAUGUACAUCCUUUUGGCUUCCAGGCCAAUAAUGUGGCCACGUGGCAACACAGGGAUAUGGCAGUUGCCACCACACACUCUCCUCCUCCGGGAGUACAAAUUCGAAUGGGUGACCAGGCUUCCCUAGUCUCUGGCUCGCCUCCCCUGCAUGCACCGGUCAGUGUCAAGUCCGAGCGGGCCUCUCCAACCUCCAUCUGUGCUUCAACGGUCCCUCAGCACCUUCCUUGCACCCUGAGCAACAUCCCUGUGGACCUCCAACCUCGGAAUGAUUACGUCAAGGCCUACCAUUACUCCUUGCUUCUCUCUCGGCCGCUAGCAGAGGAAGAAGGGCCUCACUCCCGGCGCCGUCUCCAGCCGGCAGUAGAGGAAUGGCAAAGAUAAUGGGGCGGUUGGCUUGUCCAUCCAGGUGGAAAGUGUGUGUGUGUGUGUGCGCGCAAUCCUGUGAGAGAGGGGGGAUUCGCAUUCAGAGCUCAAUCACAAAAAUGAUAAAGGUCCAAAAGGGAGGCAAUUGACUAACUUUGUGGCUGUUUGAAAAUGGAACAGGAUCCCUCCAGAUGAAAAGAGUGAACUCCCUUGACAAUGAAAUGGGCUCUUUGUUGUUGUUGUGUGUCUUCAAGUUGUUUCCGACUUAUGGCAACCCUAAGCUGAACCUGUCAUGGGUUCAGAGGGGGUUUGACCUGGCCUUCCUCUGAGGUUGAGAGAGUAUGACUUGCCCAAGAUCACCCAGUGGGUUUUCAUGGCUGAGCGAGGAUUCGAACCCUGAUCUCAGCAUUAUAGUCCAACACUCCAUGCUGACUCUCUCCUUACUUGAAGGACUUGAAGCCGUGGUUGGCUGGCUGCUAACAGAGAUGCUUUAGUUGUGGCUUUCUAUACCAGUAGGGUAUUACAUAGCAGUCCUUUUCAGUGACCUAUCCUAGUCUCUGUGGGUUUGACGGGAUCCCCAAGAGUCCUCUAUUCCAGCCCCUUCCAUGCCAGAAGACACAAGUACAGCACUCCUGAGAGAUGACUAUCCAAAGGCCUUUGAAGAAAGAAGGUUUACCACCCUCCAAAGCAAGUCAGUUCCUCUGGCAAACACUUCUUAUCAGGGCAAGGUUACAGAACCGGGGCUUGCAGGGUGGAAAUGUCUUGGUUUCCCAACCAAGAGGACCCCCAAGAUCUACAGCUCUGGGAUCCCUCUUGAAUGUUGCUACAAUCCUCACAAUAACUGGAGAGGAAGCUAAAAUAUGUAUUGUGGCCAAUGAUCUCCAUUGCAAAACAAAACUUCUUUGUCGUAUUAACUUGGGUUCCAUGUGGGGAAUGUAAAGCCAGUAGCUCCACAAAAGACCUCCUGAGGAUGCAAGCUGGGAUCCUGUGCACCGUGUCAGCGGUUGCACUCCAUGCCAGGAAAAGUUGUGCUUGUUGAAUUGGAGAAGACCUUUUGCCCCAGUUCACUUCCCAAUCCCAAAAUCCCUUCACUAUUUCCUAUGGGCAAACAGCAACAAACCUCAGGGGAUGGCAGAGUCUCCUUCUUUGGAGGUUUUUAAGCAG
Messenger RNA from Sceloporus undulatus (fence lizard), 2298 nucleotides. RefSeq names its product myocyte enhancer factor 2B (gene MEF2B). Bases 28 to 1152 code for a protein of 374 amino acids. Gene Ontology annotation, molecular function: RNA polymerase II cis-regulatory region sequence-specific DNA binding; DNA-binding transcription factor activity, RNA polymerase II-specific; protein dimerization activity. Lineage: Eukaryota; Metazoa; Chordata; Lepidosauria; Squamata; Phrynosomatidae. The record is from RefSeq and is a predicted model, not a curated record. The transcript is spliced from 7 exons. Gene Ontology annotation, biological process: regulation of transcription by RNA polymerase II.